Messenger RNA from Solanum dulcamara, 1426 nucleotides. RefSeq names its product disease resistance protein RPP13-like. Gene Ontology annotation, molecular function: ADP binding. Gene Ontology annotation, biological process: defense response to other organism. The transcript has a single exon. Bases 42 to 1313 code for a protein of 423 amino acids. The record is from RefSeq and is a predicted model, not a curated record. NCBI's taxonomy places the organism in Eukaryota, Viridiplantae, Streptophyta, Magnoliopsida, Solanales, Solanaceae.
UUUACAAAAAACAAUAUAUAUUAAUUAUCAUAUUUCUGAAGAUGGCUGAUGCCUUUGUGUCAUUUCCAGUUCAAAAAUUGGGUGAUUUCCUCAUACAGGAAGUUUCCCUGCUGACAAGUCUGAGAGAUGAAGUUAGAUCGCUGAGAAAUGAGCUACUCUUCAUACAGUCAUUCCUCAGAGAUGCAGAACAAAAGCAAAGUCGAGAUCAAAGAGUUCAACAAUGGGUCUUUGAGAUCAACUCUAUUGCUAAUGACGCUGUCGCUAUACUCGAGACUUAUAGCUUCGAGGCUAGUAAAGGUGACGAUGCUAGAUUUGCUAAUCGUCUCAAAGCUUGCACUUGCAUCUGCAGGAAGGAGAAAAAAUUCUACAAUGUCGCCAAGGAGAUCCAAUCACUCAAGGAUCGGAUCACGGACAUUUCUCGCAAACGAGAGACUUAUGGUAUAACAAAUAUCCAUAAUAAUGCAGGAGAGGGACCAAGUAAUCAGUCUCCAACACUGAGGAGAACUACCUCCUAUGUGGAUGACCAGGAUAACAUUUUUGUUGGACUUCAGGAUGUUGUACAAACAUUACUAGCUGAACUUCUCAAAGCAGAGCCUCGCCGAAGUGUCAUCUCCAUUUAUGGUAUGGGCGGAUUAGGAAAGACUACUCUUGCGAGAAACCUCUACACAAGUCCUAAUAUAGUCAAUAGAUUCCAUACACGUGCAUGGAUAUGUGUUUCUCAAGAGUACAACACAAUCGAUCUUCUUAGGAAUAUCAUAAAAUCCAUCCAAGGUCGCACCAAGGAAACUCUAGAUUUGUUGGAAAGGAUGACACAAGGAGAUCUAGAAAUUUACCUUCGUGAUCUUUUAAAAGAAGGCAAAUACCUUGUGGUGGUUGAUGAUGUAUGGCAGAGAGAAGCAUGGGAGAGUCUGAAAAGUGCAUUUCCAGAUAGCAAGAAUGGCAGCAGAGUUAUUAUUACCACUCGCAAAGAGGAUGUCGCUGAAAGAGCAGACGACAGAGGUUUUGUCUAUAAACUUCGUUUCCUAAGCCAAGAAGAAAGUUGGGAUCUCUUUUGUAGGAAACUACUUGAUGUUCGAGCAAUGAUUCCAGAAAUGGAAAGGUUAGCUAAAGAUAUGGUGGAAAAGUGUGGAGGCUUACCUCUUGCAAUUGCUGUAUUGAGCGAAUUACUUUCUCAUAAAAGGGGGCUAGACGAAUGGAAAAAGGUGAAAGAUCACCUUUGGAAGAACAUUAUUGAAGAUGUGGAGGUGUGGGGCACUGGUCACAGAUUUGUCGGUCAUCAAAACGUCUGGUUCAGCUAUAUCAGGCAUCCUUGAAAAGAGCAAAAAAUAAUCUAGAGACAAAUUUUAUCUCUGAAGAUAAUAUUGAUCCUAUGCAUCUGGAUGUAGCUGAUUUCUUUAAUUUUUCAGAAGACAAUAUGAAUAUUGAU